Molecule: messenger RNA, 1705 nt
Organism: Nicotiana attenuata
Lineage: Eukaryota; Viridiplantae; Streptophyta; Magnoliopsida; Solanales; Solanaceae
Product: (-)-germacrene D synthase-like
Exons: 7
Coding region: 1-1593 (530 amino acids)
Biological process (GO): diterpenoid biosynthetic process
Molecular function (GO): terpene synthase activity; magnesium ion binding
Source: RefSeq, a predicted model, not a curated record
AUGAGGUCCUUGGCAGCUGAUAAGACAACUGGUUUGGUAGCCAAUGAAUGGGAAGAGAAGAAGCAUGAGGACCUAAAAGAAGAAGUGAGAAAAAUGCUAGUGAUGACUCCUUCCAAAUCUUUGCAAAAGCUUGACAUAAUCAACAAAAUCCAAUUGCUUGGAGUGGCGUACCAUUUUGAACAUGAGAUUGAGGAAUCAUUGAGUUAUAUCUACACUAGUUAUGAAGAAUGGAUUGACCAAGUUGAUGAAAACGACCUUCAUGCUGUUGCUCUAAGCUUUCGGUUACUUAGGCAACAAGGUUAUCAUGUUUCAUCUGAAGUUUUUAGGAAGUUCACUGACGACCAAGUAAAUUACAAGAAAGCAUUGGUUAGCGACGUGCAAGGAUUGUUGAGCUUGUAUGAGGCAGCACAAUUCAGAGUACACAAUGAAAAAAUACUAGACGAAGCAGUUAAUUUCACCACCACUCAUUUAAAGCUAUUGUUGCCUACAUUGAGCAGUUCUCGCGCGAUGAAUGUGAACGAUGCACUAAAGUAUCCAAUCAAUAAUACUAUAGUAAGGGUAGGAACGAGGAAAUACAUUUCAUUUUACCAAGAAGAUGAAUCACACAAUGAAGUGUUACUACAUUUUGCUAAAUUGGACUUCAACAUCUUACAAAGGUUGCAUAAAAAGGAGCUAUGUGAUAUCACAAGGUGGUGGAAAGAAUCGGAAAUCGCGCAGGCACUACCUUUUGCAAGAGACAGAGUGGUUGAGUUAUACUUCUGGAAUUUAGGUGUAUACUUUGAGCCUCAAUAUAGUGUUGCCAGAAAAAUACUAACCAAAGUGUUAUGCUUCUGUUCUAUUAUGGAUGACACUUACGAUACAUAUGGAACACUAGAUGAACUUACUCUCCUCACAAAGGCAAUUGAAAGGUGGAACAUUGAUGCUUCAGAAGAGUUACCGCCAUAUAUGAAGCUCUCUUAUCGUGCUCUUCUAGAUGUUUACAACGAAGUGGAGAUAGAAUUGGCAAAUCAUGAUAAUAAGUCAUUUCGAGUCAAAUAUUCCAUAACUGAGAUGAAAAAGCUGUUGAAGGCUUACUUUCAAGAGGCCAAAUGGUAUCAUGGGAUGAAUGUCCCAACAAUGGAGGAGUAUGUGAAGAAUGGGAUUCCCUCGAGCACUUACCUAUUACUUGCCACUACUUCUUGGUUAGGCAUGGGAGAGGUAGCAAUCAAGGAGGCAUUUGAUUGGAUAUCAACUGAACCUAUAAUUCUUGUCGCUUCGUGUAUAAUUGCAAGAUUACUCAAUGAUCUUGUAACACAUGAGAUAGAAUUGGAAAGAGGAGAUGUAGCUUCAGGUAUCGAAUGUUACAUGAACGAAUAUGGUGUCACAAAGGAAGAAGCAUACGUGGAAAUUAAGAAAAUAAUAGAGAAUCGUUGGAAGGAUUUGAAUCGAGAAUGCCUAAAACCUACCGCCGUGCCAAGGAUUUUGCUCAUGCCAGUGCUCAACCUUACGAGGGUGGCGGAGUUCUUUUAUAAAGAUGAAGAUGCUUAUACAUUUUCCAAAUAUAACUUGAAAGACGUCGUCUCUAUGGUGCUAAUUGAUCCUAUCGCAAUAUGAGAACUUUACUUUAUAGCUUGAUGUUUCUUGGGCUGCGUCCAAACUAGAGUUGUCUCUAUAUUGUUAAUUAGAUGCUCCGACUAUAUACAUGAUUUGAGUAAGUUAUGGUUGU